Messenger RNA from Schistocerca cancellata (South American locust), 1713 nucleotides. RefSeq lists its product as uncharacterized. NCBI's taxonomy places the organism in Eukaryota, Metazoa, Arthropoda, Insecta, Orthoptera, Acrididae. Bases 149 to 1408 code for a protein of 419 amino acids. The record is from RefSeq and is a predicted model, not a curated record. The transcript is spliced from 3 exons.
CCAUUGCCUCGAGGUCAGCUGACUUCCGUCCUGCUUACCACAAACGCUGCUAGUGUUGGCUGCUGCGCGCCUGGCAACGCCCAAUGUUUGCGUCGUCUCAUCUCUGGAGGAAAACCUGCACAGCCUGAGGUGAAGGGUACACAACAGUAUGGAAUCGCCCAACGAAGCUCGACCACCGCCUCCUUCCUGGAUCAAUCAAAAAUUCAUAGAAUCUGCAAUGAUAAAUAAAACUGGAAAAGAAGUAUCUGUAGAUUCAAUUAAAGUACAGUACGCUUGUCCGGAAGGAGUUGGCUAUACAAGUUUGCUGUUCAGAGUAACUGUCCUUCUGAAGGGGGAAGACAACGAAGAAGAGGCGAAAAAGGAAUCACUACUAGUCAAAACAGUUCUUGAUUUUGGUCCGAUGAAGGAACUGAUGGAAAAUUGUCAGGUGUUCAGAAUAGAGACGCAGAUGCUGCAUGAGGUGCUGCCGCAGAUCCACAAAAUAUUGGCGUCGUUGGAGGGUGAGGACUUCCAGCCUCUGACAGCUCGCUGCUACGACUGGGGUCAGCAGCCGGCAGACUUCCUUGUGUUGGAGGACCUGUCAACAGCCGGCUUCAGGAUGGCUGAGGGAGGUCGGCCUCUGGACUACCAGCACUGCAAGAUGGUCCUCCGAGCAUACGCCAGAUUACACGCCGCCUCGGCGUUUCUACUCGACAAACAGCCACAUUACAAGAGCGUGUUCGCUAGUAGUACGUUCACAGACAAGCGUACUCAGGACUAUUUCAGAUCAAUAGGGUCUAAGAUCAUGUCUGCACUGGCAGAUGAACUGAAUAAGUGUCCAGGGUAUGAAAAGUAUUCUGAAAAAUUCCGGGGAUUUAUAGACCGAUAUGCUGACAGCAUAUUCGAAUUAUUUGAGCGAAUGAAGGAGGAGACCAAGCUACUUGUAAUGGUCCAUGGUGACUGCUGGAAGAACAACGUGAUGUUUAAGUACGUGGAGGGAGCACUGUCAGAUGUCAGACUUGUUGACUUUCAGGUGUCAUACGUGACCAGCCCGGCCUCGGACCUGCAGUACUUCUUGUACGCGAACGCCAGUGAGGGGGUCCAUCGCCACCACAUGGAUGACCUUCUGUGCGAGUACCACAACACGCUGUCGGGCAUCCUUCGGUGCCUGGGUAUGCAGCAGGAAGCUGAGGUCUUCACUUUAGAGGAGCUGAAACGGGACAUGGACCGCUGUCUAGUUAUGGGAUUUCUCUUCAGCUGCAUGAGCGGCUUUGCUCUGACUUCUGAAAAGUACGGUGCAGAAUACGUAAAGGCAUUCAACGACCCAAAGCACGCCGACGAAGCUCUCGCUAAGAUCUUCAAGAAUCCUUAUUCGUUAUCUUACAUGAAAUACCUGACGCCAAUUUUUGACAGUAAAGGAAUUUUAUGACAAUUUGUAGCACGUAUAGCUAUUAAGAUUCAAAUAAUCUAACAGUUUGUAAAUUUCUGUCUUAGACGUUCUUCUAUCUCACUGUAGGCUAUGAGUAAGUGGAUAUGAUGUCUUGCAGAGGCGUGCCUACUGUGUUACGUGAUUAAUUCGCAUUUAUUUCUUGAGGAUUUGUAUAUAAGUAGUAGGACAACUCUUGUGCUCCAAAAUCCCUUUAAAAUAUGCUUGGUAUCUUUUUUAUUCCAUGGGUUAUUUUUGAAUAUACUGAUAUCGAGAGAGUUCUGGAUGAAAUAAUUACAAACGUUGCA